CCCUCUCUCUCUCUCUCUGGGUAAUCGCAGCUGACAUUUGUUUCUCUAAAACGAAAAGCAAAAACUACUCUUCCCAACUUCUCAAUCCAUCCAUGGCUGCUGCUAGGGUUUGAGCGAAGCACCCAAUACUUCCAACAGACUUACUUGGUUUGGGGACUUUGCUUCGAUCUUUCUGGUACCUGUUGCUGGAUUUGGCAGCCUGUUAAUGGAUCUCGUUGAUGACUUGUGACCUCAAAUUAGUAGAUGAGGCAUCAACAAUCCACCUGGAUUAACUGUGUCCCCGAAAAUAAUGUGAAUAUCUAAUAUUUUCAGGAAGUUGUUGGUAUUCCUUUAUUCAACAUGGCAACUGAGAGUCCGAUGAGAAUAGUAGAAAGUAGUGGAGCUGCAAAAUGGCCUUCUUCAAGUGAUGCUGUAAUAUUAAAUUCACCAUUAAAUGAUGUGGCAGUGGAAGAGUUGAGAUUGAUAUUGAAAGGGCAAAGACUCAGUGGAGAUCAAACACAUGUGGUGCCUAAUCGAAGUGGUAGUGCUCCACCAAGUAUGGAGGGUUCCUUUGCAGCCUUCGGUAGCCUUUUCGCUUGGCAAAACUCUAGUCAAGGUUCAAGCUUGGCCAGUUUAAGCAGUGUUACUGAGAAUUGCGAGCCUGAGGAGCAAUUGCGGUCAGAUCCAGCCUAUAUUUCUUACUAUUGGUCCAAUAUCAAUCUGAACCCAAGGCUUCCGCCACCUCUCAUAUCACGUGAAAACAGGCGCUUGGCUCGUCAUAUUGGUGAUUUUGGUAAUAAGUGGAGAGCAACUUCUAUCGAUGAUAGUGGGAAUGGAUCCUUUCAUGCUCCUCAAGGUUCACUUUCUACGCAUGAGGAGGAGGAUGAUGGAUCCCCUGAUGGUAGUGUCUUGAUGGGACAAGACUCAGGAUCUUCAACAGGUUUACAUAAAAGUUUAGUUGAUCUGAUACAGGAAGACUUCCCCCGCACGCCUUCCCCUGUGUAUAACCAGUCUCGUUCCUCAAGCCUUGCUACAACAGAAGAACCAGUUGAUCAUGAUGUGCAUGUGACCUCCCCUAACCUCUCGUCUGGUAACAUUUCUAAAGCAUUGGAAGCAAAUAUGGGCUCUUCUGGUGUUUGUAUAGAUACUCGCCCCUUGGCUACCCAUGCACUUGCAUCAAUAUCCACCAAUGACUCUUUGGAGGCCUCCAUCUCUGGAUCAUCCUCACCAGAUGUGGUAAGCUUACCAAUGCCCUUAAAAGAUACUGCAAGUACAAAAAGUACUGGAUUGGAGGAUGAUGCCUCAAGUGGUGUCCUUCAUUCAGUUGUCUCCAGCGUAGAGUCUAGAGUAAGAAAGAAACAAGAAGCCCAGCAAUCAUAUGGAAGAAAUAUGCCACAACAGUAUCAGCCCAUGCAACAAGGCAGUGCAUAUCAGACUCAUGUCCUUCCUCAGGGAAUGAGUCAUCCACAUGGUUUAAUGGAAAAACUUAACCAUGGUUAUUCCAAAUUCUCUUCUGCUGAGGCACAACCAUUGCAUUCUCCUGGUCUUACACCCGCGUUGUAUCCAACAACAGCAGCCUAUAUGACUUCAGGAAAUACAUUUUACCCUAAUUUUCCAUUGUCUGGUUUAUAUGCUCCACAAUAUAAUGUAGGUGGAUAUGCUCUGAGUCCUGCAGUAAUUCCUCCAUUCAUGGCUGGAUUUCCUUCCCAUUCUGUUGUUCCUGGGCCAUUUGAUUCUACCUCUGCCUCAGGCCUCAAUCGACCUUCUGGUGUGUCAACUGGGGAAAGCAUUACAAAUGCAGGUGAUUUACAGCAUGUUAGUAGGUAUUAUGGCCAACCUGGAUUAGUGCUGCAACCUUCUUAUAUGGAUCCGCUUCAAAUGCAAUACAUUCAACAUCCUUUUGGCAACAUAUUUGGUCCUUCAGUUCAACAUGGUGGUCGGUUGGAAUCAAUUGGUGUUUCUGGGGGUCCACCAGAUUCUUUUAUGCAGAAAGAGUCUUUUAUUGCUGCUUAUAUGACUGAUCAGAAACAUCAUCCCCCAGGAAAUGGGAGCCUUGGCAUACCAAAUCCAGGAAAAGUGGGAAUGGGAGGCAGUAGUUAUUAUGGUGUCCCCCAAAGCAUGGGUGUUGUGGCCCAGUUCCCCACAUCUGCACUCUCUAGUCCAGUAUUGCCAUCAUCACCAGUAGGUGGAAUGAGUCAUCUAAGCAGACGAAAUGAAAUGAGAUUUCCUCAAGGUUCAGGUAGAAAUGCAGGACUUAAUUCUGGAUGGCAAGGACAAAGAGGAGUGAACAACUUUAAUGACUCCAAAAGGCCUUCUUUUCUUGAAGAACUGAAAUCAAGCAAUGCCCGAAAAUUUGAACUUUCUGAUAUAUCUGGUCGUAUAGUUGAAUUUAGUGUUGAUCAACAUGGGAGCCGUUUUAUUCAGCAGAAGCUGGAGCACUGCAGUGUUGAAGAGAAGGAAUCUGUUUUCAAAGAAGUUAUUCCGCACGCUUCAAGGUUAAUGACCGAUGUUUUUGGGAAUUAUGUUAUUCAGAAGUUUUUUGAGCAUGGUAGCCCUCAGCAGAGAAAAGAACUUGCAGAUCAACUUGUUGGAGAUAUGUUGUCUUUAAGUUUGCAAAUGUAUGGUUGCCGCGUUAUACAGAAGGCCCUUGAAGUGAUUGAGGUUGAUCAAAAGACAGAACUUGUCCAUGAGCUUGACGGACAUGUUAUCGUAUGUGUACAUGAUCAAAAUGGAAAUCAUGUGAUACAAAAAUGUAUAGAGUGUGUCCCUGUGGAGAAAAUUGGAUUUAUAAUUUCUGCUUUCCGUGAUCAAGUUGCAACACUUUCUACUCAUCCCUAUGGUUGCCGUGUCAUUCAGAGAGUUUUGGAGCAUUGUUCAGAUGGGCUGCAAAGUCAGUGUAUAGUGGAUGAAAUCCUAGAUGCUGCUUGUGGUCUUUCUCAAGAUCAGUAUGGCAAUUAUGUUAUUCAGCAUGUUUUGGCCAGGGGAAAGCCAUAUGAAAGAAGCCAUAUCAUCAACAAGUUGACUGGAAAAAUUGUGCAGAUGAGUCAGCAUAAAUAUGCAUCUAAUGUUGUUGAGAAGUGCUUGGAGUAUGGAGAUAAUGCUGAGCGGGAGUUUUUGAUUGGGGAGAUCAUUGGAGGGCCUGACAAAAAUGAUAAUUUACUGACUAUGAUGAAGGACCAAUUCGCAAAUUAUGUGGUCCAGAAGAUUCUUGAUGUAAGCAGUGACAGGCAACGGGAAGUAUUGCUCAACUGUGUAAGAGUUAAUCUUCAUGCUUUGAAGAAAUACACCUACGGGAAACACAUGGCUGCUCGAUUUGAACAACUAUCUGAUGAAGGGUUUUAAGGGACUAUAUGAUAAAUUACAGGAACACAACAUUCUGAAGAUGCAGAAAGUGAAGGCUUGCAACAUUGAAGCAGGUUUAGGAUGAGCAGCUUCGAUUUGAAUGUUGUUCAUUGCUGGUGGAUGACUAAUUGCACACAAAAUUGUUUGGAAAUGAUCCACCAUACACCCUAAAAUUUAUGCGUAUUUUUAGUUUGAAGUUUUAGUAAGUAAAUAUGUAAUUAUAUGGUUUCAACUCUAUUUAUGUGCACCUUAAUUUAAAGAAUGUAUUUAUGUGUAUUAUGUGUUGCACAUAUAGGGUGAAUAAAACAAGACAGAUAAGUGAUUCAUAGUAAAGCAGGGUUCUUUUUUCAUUUGAGACAUCUAUAUUUAUAUGGAAGACAAAAAAAGGGAAGAUACUAUUGUGGUAUAGAUUUUC
Messenger RNA from Rubroshorea leprosula, 3736 nucleotides. The record is from the annotation of a GenBank genome assembly. Lineage: Eukaryota; Viridiplantae; Streptophyta; Magnoliopsida; Malvales; Dipterocarpaceae.